GGACUAUUUUGAACGCCGCGCCAAGAAACACUGGAGUUGAUAAAACGUCAGAGCGCCGUGUACUCUAAGUCACCUACCGGUGAGAGAAGCAAGAUGCUUUUCUUAUUUCUGUAUCGCCCAUGCUACUUGUCUUAUGCUGUCCUUGUGUUUGAGUCUUUGCAACUACAACUGUUUUGUUAGCGCUGUCUAUGAAACACAACGCAAAUGGAAUUUUUUAUGCUAGCUUGUACAGCUUGCCGGUUUAUAUCACGUUGACGGUCGUCAUAGUGUAAAUAAUUAACUAAGUCCAGGAUGCAUUUGGAAGAUAAUGCACCAAUGGAAAGCGAGCAUAAGAUGAUCGGCAAACAUAUAUUUGCUGAUGUAUCUGUACAUUCUACAUACUCCACUUUUUCGGGACAUAACAGAGAUAGUGAAAGUGUGUGUGAUACCGGGAUGCUCUCCUUAUCUGCUCCUUGUUAUCCAUCAUCAAGGCAAGAGCGCAGUAUGUGCAUAAUGCUACCAUUAUUUCGGAUCGAUUCAUCGCUUUGCGGCAUCAUGUGGUGUGGGAAUCUUAGAAGAACCCCUAUUAUGGUUUUUUCAAGAAAAGCUAUUGCGACAAAAUUUGGUGCUGCUCAAAGACUUGGUCGGAUUUUCAACAUGUCCUUCAGAUUUAUUAAAGCAGAAUGCAAACUUUUGCGUUGCAUACUACAUUCCCAUGGAUUCCAGGAGACAAUUAACCAUUGUGGGGAGUUUAAUGUCCUUUGGUCUGGAUGUCACCUUAGACCUUUUCAACUGAAGUUACUGAAUGAAUUUCACAAGGUUAAUCAUUUUCCAAAAUCUUUUGAACUGACUCGUAAGGACCGGCUUGCAAAAAAUGUUCAACAAAUGCAGCGGUUGAAGGGGUUGUACUAUUUUGACUUUAUUCCGCAAAGUUAUACAAUACCUGAUGAGUUCCGUGAACUAUGUGCUGGGUAUAUUCAUGAUACGGGACCUUAUAUUGUAAAGCCUAUUGCUUCCUCCAGAGGUCGUGGUAUUUUUAUUAUAUCUCAUCCCGACGAGAUACCCUUCGACGAACCUAUGGUGGUGUCGAAAUAUGUUUCUAAUCCAUUCCUGAUUGACGGUUUCAAGUUCGAUGUUCGCAUUUACGUCGCGGUGACUGCAUAUGAUCCGCUUAUUGUCUACAUCUAUGAAGAGGGUUUGGUUAGAUUUGCAACAGUGCGCUAUCAAACUGGAACUCGACACCUUGACAUGCAGUGCAUGCAUCUUACAAACUACAGUGUGAACAAAAAGCAUUUUGACUUCGUACAAAACCAUGAUGAAAACAUAGAAGACUUUGGUAACAAAUGGUCUUUAGGGGCAUUACUUAGAUAUCUCCUUUCCGAGGGUGUCGAUGUUACUGGAUUGAUGUUACGUAUUGAGGAUGUAAUCAUCAAGGCAUUCCUCUCCGUGGUUGUUCCGGUCACCUCAGUGAACCAUAGAUCACCGUCUUACCAGUCACGCUGCUUCGAGCUGUACGGCUUCGAUAUCAUCGUGGAUGAGAACCUUCGUCCAUGGUUACUCGAAGUCAACCUUUCCCCUUCCUUGGCAUGCGAUUCACCGCUUGAUUUCAAGGUCAAAUCACACAUGCUGAUAGACCUCCUUAAUCUCGUCGGAAUCGUAUGUCAUGAUCCUACACGCAAAACGCAUGGCAGCACGAAUAGCUUACACUUGAAGGCUAGCGGCGCGGUGGUCGUUCCGCCGCCCCCACCAGCCUACUUCAUGUCAGCCGAGCAUUAUGUGAACACGGCUGUAACAGCCGAAUCAGACGCACAGGAUCACUCCAAAGCGGUCAAGAUUCAUGUGAACCUGUCGGACAAACACGUCAACCCAUGUAGCUCAGUUGAUAUUCUAAACGGAACCGUGGUUUCCCACUUACUACCUGAAGGCGUAACGCAGGAGGAUGUACGGCUGACUCGUCGUUUGCAGGAAGAGAAUUCACGAGCUGGUGGAUGGCUCAGACUGCUACCUAAUCCGGAAACCUGGGAACAAUACGCUAGCCUUUGGCCUCAAAACAACUCAUGCGCCCACCGGUCCAGCGAGAGCAAAGUAACUGGGAGCGUGCACAAUUUGAAUCAUAGCAGAAUACGUGCUAGUGACUACAACCAUGGUCUAUGCCCACCAAUCUCUUCUGCUUACAUAGCUGCGUUUGCUGUGCACACUUUGAAGACUAUUAUGCACAAUGCAGUGUUUGAAAGACAUGAGGUCUCAACUAGUAACGAUCGGGUAUCCACUGAAACAAAAUCCCAACAUAGCUUAGACUCCAUACAUCCGAACAGCUCCUUCAUACCCGUUAACCUUCAGUUUUAUCUGAGAGGAAUUAACAGCGAGAACGACGCUUCGCAUGAGAACUCUACAUACUUUUGCAACAACCAUAAGCCAACACUUGCUGCAAUAAACUCUUCCAAGAUUCCACUUCACAGUUUAUCUCAAACACACUUGCGUCAGCAUCUGUGCGGAGUACCAGAUGUGGUGUCUGACACACUUCAAUCCAGGGAACCGCGCAAUAGCGUAACCGAAUGUUAUGCCAACACGCUUACACGAAUGCCUUUCUUUUUGAGGAAACUAGGUGAACAUCCAUUUGAACUGCCGGGGGUUCUACUGAGCCACGUACAGAGCAUAAACCUUGUCUACGCCCAACGGCCACGUGUUGAGAAGCCAUUUCGAAGUACUUCCAGAACAACAACCGCUUCGCUUGUGAUGCAUAGGGAACAAACCCCAACACCUCAGACGCUUGACUGUGACUUGUUUUCGCAUAGCAUCACAGGUUCCGCUUCGGGAAGCGACUCGGUUAGCGUUGUAAAUCCUGUUCCGGAGAUCACUGAAGGAACAUUACUCAAUUCGGAAAAUAUUGCCCCUACCAUCUCUGUGGCUCAAAUUUCAGCUUUCCAAGCCAGGCAGUUGUUUACUGCGUAUCUAUCUAGGAUCAGAUCUCGCUGGAUGACUGAGUCGAAUGAGUUGCACAAUACUGGUACGCCUUCUAUACGAAUGAACGUGACGCAGAAACAUAAUCAGAUAGACUUGCUCACGCGUUUUCUUCGUAAAGCAUGUAAUCAACUUUCGAGCCAAGCUAUCGAGGCUGUGUGCCACAAAGAGGUGGGCGCCGAAAGUGCGGACAGCUCCAACGGUACCAGAUACCUGAUCGAAGUGGAUAUCCCGGAUCGCUGUCAUCACCUGGCAAAGCGGAAGCGUGCUCUGGUGAAAGCGCUGACCCAGUUCAUUGAAAUUUACCAAUAUGAAACGGUGAUGGAAGCAACUCGUCGAGUACCUUCCACACCGGUUUUGAGUGGUACGCCAGUGUCUACUGAAAUUUUCUGGAAAUUCGUCUGCGAUGCAAAUGAACAACAGUUGGAAGAACUACUCUCCCAAUACACGAAACUUCAUCAAUCUGUUGACAUUUUUAUGGGUUGUGGUGAUACUGCUGGCGAGAGGGCCUAUAAAAGGAAUGAUACACAUGCAGCCGGACGGCUGAGUUCCGAUGAAAUCACGUUGAAUCACAGCCCCUCCACCGAUAGCGGAUUGGCUUCUUCACUUGAGCAAGUUCUAACACCCGAUUCACCACCGGAAGAAUCCUGCACCGUGAAUACUUCUCCGAAACAUGACUGUCAUAGUGGAAGCAAUGCAUCUAUACCAAUCAAUGUUAGCAUUGACAAAGGUAAGAAAUUCAGCCUGUGUUGUUGUGCUUCGCCUAGAAAAUCGUCACUCGAAAAGGAGAAUCACGGAGGACCCACCUCGUCCGUUGUACAUUAUCAGAAUGAGGCCCUAGAGAAAGUUUCCAAUGUAACGAAUGCAGCCCUAUCAAGGAGCUCAACAUCUGGUUCAUCCUGUCACGAAGGUAGCCUAGUAUCACAUGACUCGGAGAAGCUCAGCUCUACAGUUUCUACGAAGACCACCUGGCAAACAGAUGCAAACCAGCAUUUUUCAUCCCCUGAAUUUAUGGGAAAAAACAAAACGCACGACAAAGUGGACACAUCAGUUCCAAUAAAACGAGCGCAUAAGCAAGUAAGAAAGACAAGAAACAGGAAAAGAACGAGCACGAGAUCGGCGUGCAAGAAACCGGUCUUUACUACUCGCUUACAACCUUCCAACUCCGCGAAAGAGUCGCGUCCCCCAACGAUGAAACACAGUCGGUGUUCCUCACACGUUUCGACUAGUUUCAGCUUUAAUCAAGUGGACACAGUUCCUUUUAACCGUGGUUGUGGAGACAUGCUCACUCAUGGUCAAUGCACUGGGAUUCCCAACUCAUAUCUGCUGCAGCCAGAGUCAGAUCAUCACAUGAAUUCUCAAACGGGAGCCACAGAAUCCAAGCACCGCUCGCACCGAUGCUGUUGUUCACCAGCAGUCGAAUCAGUUAAGGGAGACAAAGUUGCUGAGCUUGGAAACGGUUCAAUGUGCUCUAGAGAGCCUGACGUUACUUGCUAUUCCACACAAGAACACUCCUUGUCCAAAAACUCUUUUCCUAAUCGAAACUGUGUACUUGGUUGGAAUGGUUACCGUGUUCCAUCCGCUUAUUCUACUGCAAAACCACAACUUUUGAGAGCCUCCUCAAUGAGGCGUAUUCAUCCUGAAGCAUGACUGUACAGCUAUGCACAAUAAUAUACCAUGGCCAUACAGUGGUCAGUUACUGCCGCUAC
This is a messenger RNA of Dicrocoelium dendriticum, 4649 nucleotides long. The record is from the annotation of a GenBank genome assembly. NCBI's taxonomy places the organism in Eukaryota, Metazoa, Platyhelminthes, Trematoda, Plagiorchiida, Dicrocoeliidae.